Molecule: messenger RNA, 1724 nt
Organism: Cetraspora pellucida
Lineage: Eukaryota; Fungi; Glomeromycota; Glomeromycetes; Diversisporales; Gigasporaceae
Source: the annotation of a GenBank genome assembly
UACUGCGCUGUCUUAAUUGUUGGGUUUAUUUUAUUGCUACAUUGUCUCAUUGUAUAUCUAGUAAUGCUCUUUACAAAGAAACUUAUAAUUAUAGAAGAACCUACAAAUGUAUGGGUGUGGAACCAGAAAUAUGUGAACCAUUAGAAAUAGAGCAAAGCAACAAACAAGAUCUUCAAAUUUCAGUGGAUGCUUCAUUUUUGUCAUGGGAUUUAGCUGAAGUGCAACUCAACAGUUAUGCAAAAGCUAAAGGUUUCUCUCUACAUCGAAAAAGAGUAGAAUUCAAUAAUAACGGUGAGGGCAGACAACGUACAUUUGAGUGUACGCAUUCUGGGAAAUGUGUUAGUAAUCAGGUUGUUGACCUUUCACAGCAACGUAAUAGAAGUUCAGGAAAGAUAUCAUGCCCAUGGCAUAUAAAUUUAUCAAAACCAAAGGAAUCUGCAGUUGUAAUUAUCACGAGUAUAAUAGGGGAGCAUAAUCAUCAGCUGCAAUCUGACAUUAGGCUAUAUGCUCCAAAGUAUAGAAAAUUAUCAUCAGAAAUCUUAGAAAAAAUAGAAUUCUAUGUUACAAAAGGAAAAAUAGGAUCUAAGCAAAUGCUACCUCUUUUAACUUCUGAAUUUCCUGAUUAUAUUAUUCACAAACGCGAUCUUUAUAAUGCCGUCCAAAAGGUUAGAAGACCACUCAAUCAACAUCAGGGAGAAGCACAAGAAUUCGUUAAUUAUUUGUUGUAUUUAAAACACCAAGAACCUGGUUGUAUUGUCAAUUUUAGGGUGCGACAUUAUAGUUAUAUGAAUUCUCUACCUACUAGUCAAAUGCCAUCAGUUGUUGAAUCAUUAUUUCUGCAACAAAUUGCUGGUUCACUUUUAUAUAGAGCGCAAUUACGACCAAUAGAGGAUAUUCUAGAAUUACAGGAAAAUCUCCAAUUGGAUUAUGAUAAUGGCUUUUUAGAGAAUCAACUCGACAGGCCACAAAACUCUAUUAUUGCUCUAAUUAAAGAUAUUGAUCUAAGUGAUAUAAUUGAAAUUUGGAAACUUAUAUGCCUAUCAAGUGUUUACAAACACUACAUCGUGUUAUUAUGUGAUGGUGGAUACCUAUGUACUUGCAUGACAAUAAUCAAUCGUGGUAUUAUAUGUUCACACUUUUUUCAAGUGAUGAUGAAUACUAAAGCAGCAAAGUUUCAUAUCGGGUUAGUUGCAAGACGUUGGUAUUAUGAUGAUCAGCAGGAUAUAAGGCUUGAAGACUUACAGCUGCAAAGCAUUGAGAUUUCAACGAUGUUUCAGCAAACAGCUACCAACAUAGCUGUUCCAGAUUUUCAUAUUAUAGAAAAAAUUAGAGAUACUAAUAUGUAUAUUGUAAAGAAUCAACAAGCAGCUAAUAAAAAAGCCAGAUAUGCAAAUGGAUUUGGAAGAAUGAAGAAGGCACUCAAUAUUGCUUUGGAUCUUGGAUGUAAAGAAAAGCUAAUCUAUGUUAUAUCUAGCUUUAUUAAUCAGAAAAAGUCUGCAAUUGAAAAUAUUAACAAUAAAAAUAUUCAACUUGGUGAAUCUCAACAGAUAAUUGUGAUAGAUCCUUUAGUUGUAAAACAUCGUGGACGGCCACCGAUUAAGCGGUUGAAAAGCUCUUCUGAGACUCCUUCAAAUAUAGAUUUGAAUAGUUAUAUUAUAGAUAACAAUGCGAAUGAAUUGUGCCAUAAAGGCAAAAGAAAAUAUAUAUGCAAUUUAUGUGGUGGA